AUGGCUAUGAAUCUCCCGGCAUCUGGAAAAACAUCGUUCUUCUCUGUUUUGGUUCACGAUAUCGGUCACGCGUUGGGAUUGAGUCACUCGUUACAACGGGACUCCGUGAUGUAUCCAUCCUACGAAAUCCCACCAAACAUCACACACAUGGCUGAACUCGAUCUGGCUAAGGACGAUAUUUACGGUAUCCAAUAUCUCUACGGUUAUCCCGUUCCUUCUACGACGACGACAACUACUACGACCAGCACUACAUCGCAACCACCACCCGAUAGAGGACUUUCGACUAACGACUUGUGUGUUUACAAAACCAAAUUACAAACUGUUCUGAUAGUCAAUAACAAGAUCUUCAUGUUUCACAACAAAAAGGUAUGGGUAGUAGAUAUGGAGGAAACAGAUCGUGAGCCGUCCCAGUUCAACCGACCCAAAAUAAUAACGCAGUGGUUACCGUUUCUGCCGCACGACUUUGUAAACAUAACUACUAUUUAUGGACGGCCUAAUGAUAAAAUAGUUUUGUUUACCAGAAAACGAGUGUAUUUCAUCCACUAUCCUAGUUUGAAAAAGAUUUUUGAAUCUACUGUUGAAGCGUUUCUCGAGUAUCCGAACGUGGAGAUAAACGCUGUGGUGAACGGUCAUACAGGACUAACAUACAUUUUAGCCAUCGAUCUCGUGUUCCAAGUAGACGAGUGCAAACUGAAAGUUAAAUUGCUUGGCGUUUUUACCACGGUGUUCCCGGAUCUACCAAAAAAGAUUACGAGCGCAUUUCGAUACACUAACGGGAGGCUGUAA
Homalodisca vitripennis (glassy-winged sharpshooter) is the source of this 786-nucleotide messenger RNA. Its product is annotated as 72 kDa type IV collagenase-like. The record is from RefSeq and is a predicted model, not a curated record. Gene Ontology annotation, cellular component: extracellular matrix. The coding region runs from base 1 to 786 and encodes 261 amino acids. Lineage: Eukaryota; Metazoa; Arthropoda; Insecta; Hemiptera; Cicadellidae. The transcript has a single exon. Gene Ontology annotation, biological process: proteolysis. Gene Ontology annotation, molecular function: metalloendopeptidase activity; zinc ion binding.